Molecule: messenger RNA, 2524 nt
Organism: Chrysoperla carnea
Lineage: Eukaryota; Metazoa; Arthropoda; Insecta; Neuroptera; Chrysopidae
Product: RING finger protein 10
Exons: 9
Coding region: 295-2472 (725 amino acids)
Biological process (GO): positive regulation of transcription by RNA polymerase II
Molecular function (GO): transcription cis-regulatory region binding
Source: RefSeq, a predicted model, not a curated record
UUAGUUUUCUCGUCGCCAUUUCUGGGACGAGUGUGAUAGUUGAUUUUUUACUUCAAAAUCGUCGACAUCGACGACAGGGAGAUUUGACUCCCCAAAAACUGUAACGUUCUUAAGUUUCCUUACUAAAUUUAUUUAUUGAAAUUAAUUAUUAAAUAGUACCUUGUAUUGGUAUUUUUUUUAUUGUAAUAUUAUAAACAUGGCUAACUAAAAUGUAUGUUUUGAAAGUGAAUAUUAUAACUCCGUACGGGGGAGCAAACUCCAACAAAACACUAGAAACAACACCAAAAGUCCAUUAUGGACAAAAAACAAUCAUCAAAUCGUUCAAAUCAAGCUCAAUCAAAGGGGUUUGGUUCUGAGGGUAAAAAAGGUCAAGAUGUUGCAAAUAAACCGUGGCCUCGGAGCGGUGGAAGACGCCGUGAACCAGCUGGCAGUUCACUUUCUAUUAAAAAUGAGCCAAAUCGAAAACCUACUCCACAACGUAAUAAAAUUGUCUUGGAUAAACGACCCAAACCACGCGGCACGUAUUACUCUGGAUGUAAUUUGGGUGGAAAGGAGGAUGCCGGGGUAGCAUUAGAUAACGCAGAAAUUGGUUCUAUAUUUCUGCCAGGCAGUAAGAAACAAAGUUUAAACCAUUUGUUAAAUUUUCACUACACUCCAAGACAGGCAGCUAAUGAUGGAACAUCGACUGCAUACAGAACAUCAAAUUUCAAUAAUCGAAUGCAGUAUGGAUUAAAGCAUAAAUACAAUAAAGAAGAGUUUUUACAAGCUACCUGUCAAUUCGUGGUGAAUGUUAAUGGUAAUUACGAAAUUUAUAUGAAAGAUCCGGAUGCUCUUGUCAAUUGGGAACUUAUUGAGCAAAUUAAUGUACAAGGAUCAGAAUUUCCAUGCUGUCCAAUAUGUCUUUAUACACCAGUUGCUGCUAAAAUGACACGUUGUGGACAUAUUUAUUGUUGGUCAUGUAUUUUACAUUACUUGGCACUGUCUGAUAAAACUUGGCGAAAGUGUCCAAUUUGUUUUGAAGCAAUACACAAACAAGAUUUAAAAAGUGUUGUCGCAAAACCUUACAACAAUGUAAUUGUCAUUGGAAAUAAAAUAGAAAUGACUCUUAUGAAACGUGAACGUGGUUCGUUAAUUGCUGUUCCAAUGAUAGAAGUUCAACAUCAUCGCUCUAAUAAUAUACUAAACGUUUCUGAAAAAAAUGUCACUACUGCAUUUUCAAAAUUAUUACUCGCUAAAGAAAAUGAUAUUCUACAAAUAGUUGAUCGUGAGAAAACUGAAUUAUCAAUACAAUUAUCGUUAGAUGAAAAUUGUCCUGAAAAAUGUUUCGUUGAACAAGCUUUGGACUUACUAUCUGUUAGAGAAAAAAGUGUAUUAGAAAAAUAUUGUCAAGCAGAAUUUGAUAAGAAGGCAUUCAAUAAAAACAAUGAAAAGGAAAAUACGAAAUCUGAUGACAAUAAGGAUAAUGGAGGAACUGUUCAAAAAGAUUUUUAUUUUUAUCAAGCUAGUGACGGUCAGCACAUUUAUUUACAUUCUUUAAAUAUACGAAUGCUUGAACAUCUAUAUGGAAGUUUAGAAAGUUGUCCACCAAAAAUUGAAGGAGUUAUUGUUGAGAAGGAAAAUGGUUCUAUAACUGAAGAGUUACGAAAGAGAAUGCGGUAUUUGCAACAUUUACCAGUAACAUGCCAAUUUGAAAUUGCCGAAUUAGAAUUAGGAGCACCCUAUGUGACAUUAGAAGUUCUCGAACAUUUUAAAGAUCAAAUUGACAUGCGUCGUAAACGCCGGCAAAAACGUGCAAGAGAUGAAAGAAGACAUGAAAAACGAAUUAUUGAAAAAGAAAACCGUUUAAUGGGAAUUUAUCCAACGCCAGAAAUACAAAUUCAAUCUUAUCAUCAAUUUCCAAUUGUUGGCUCAUUUGAGGAUGGUGGAAGUCCACCUUUAUCUUCAACAAGUUUUACUACUGAGAGUACUUUAUCAUUGAAUGAUUAUGUUAAUGCAUCGCCAUCAUCAUCAGAUGGACUUACUGAAAAUGUAUCAAAUUUACAUUUAAAUGAUAACUCAAAUAAUAUUUCUGGCCCUUCUUUUGCUAACAUGCUGUCCAAAACAAAAGUGCAAAAUACAUUUUGGCCUACAUUAAAGAGUCCAACAGCGCCAAAACAUGUUGAGACAGCAUCACCACCUAAAUUAAUAUCGGUAACUGGUAAAAAUUGUCGUGUUGGAUUUGACAUCAAACAUCAACAAUUUGGUGGUAAUGAUAGUGAUUCAGCAGAACAAAAUGAUGAUUAUGUACCAGCGCCACAAUACAAGCAAAGUUUCAGUGAUGCAAUUGCAUUAGCUCUGGAGCAAUCAGCAAAUCAAAUAUGUAAUGAUGAAAAACCAAUUACUAACAAUAAUACUUCUGCUGAGAAACAAAAGAAGAAGCAAAAAAGAAAAGGAAAAAUAUUAUUUGCAACUGGGUUGGCUUGCCGAAAGUAAAAAUUCAAUGGGAAUGGAUUCAUAUUAAUAUAUUAUUAAUUCAUAAUUCUUU